This is a messenger RNA of Adelges cooleyi (spruce gall adelgid), 2250 nucleotides long. RefSeq names its product facilitated trehalose transporter Tret1-like. The record is from RefSeq and is a predicted model, not a curated record. Gene Ontology annotation, molecular function: transmembrane transporter activity. The transcript has 4 exons. Gene Ontology annotation, biological process: transmembrane transport. Gene Ontology annotation, cellular component: membrane. Lineage: Eukaryota; Metazoa; Arthropoda; Insecta; Hemiptera; Adelgidae. Bases 126 to 1610 code for a protein of 494 amino acids.
GCGUGCAAACUAUCCCUACUCGUUCCCCGACCGGCAGUCUUCCCUGCCGGCGGCAACCCUCGUUCGCCCAUGCGACCAACAAGUGCCGUCGAACCACUCGCCGGCACCGCAAAGCCCGCCGUGCGAUGAAACAUUCCUUCAAGACAUUAUGGAACACCUGGGAAUGGGGAUGCGGCAGAGCGAUUAUGUCCGCCGUCGCUACCCAUGUCAAUUCAAUUUCCGUAGGCAUGUGCCAGGGGUUCUCAGCAGUACUUUUACCGCAACUCCUCGACUCCAGCAGCUCGAUACUGGUCAACAACACAGAAGCAUCGUGGAUAGCUAGCCUAGGAGUUAUUUCAAAUCCAAUGGGAGCUCUAAUGUCAGGAUUUUUCAUGCAGACACUAGGAAGAAAAACGACAGUUCAGUUGACAUCCAUACCGUUCCUAAUUGGCUGGACCAUAAUUGGAUUAUCGACAAACAUAACAGUUUUAUGUUUAGGACGAUUUAUCUCAGGAGUUGCUAUCGGUAUGUCAUCGGCAUGUUACGUCUAUGUAGCUGAAGUGAGCUUAGCUAAACACCGAGGGAUCUUAUCAGCGUUUGGACCAAUUUUCGUAUCCGUCGGAGUCCUCAUUGUUUAUUCACUAGGAUCGAUCAUGACGUGGCAGAUAGUCUCUGUGCUAUGUGCUUUAACCUCAUUUUUGAGCUUCAUGGCUGUAAAUUUAACGCCUGAAUCGCCAUCUUGGUUGGCGUCGAAAGGUCGGAUAACAGACGCGGCCAAAUCACUAAUGUGGCUAAGACGGAAAUCGGCGUUAGCGGACAAAGAAUUGGUCGAGAUCUUGGAUACUUUACACGCCGACAAGAACUCAGGACCUACUCCAGCGCCAACACUAAAAGACUUCAUGGAACCCACGGUGUGGAAACCGUUCUUGAUCCUGAUAUGUUUUUUUCUCUUGCAAGAAGCCAGUGGUAUCUACAUAGUACUCUACUACGCUGUAAACUUUUUUCAAAUAGCGGGUUCAACGUUAGAUAGUAAUUUAGCUUCAAUUAUCGUUGCCCUGCUGAGGUUAAUAAUGAGCGUUACCGGUUCCAUUUGUAUCCAACACCUUAAUCGCCGCACCAUGGCCAUGACGUCCGCAACGCUAAUGGCGAUUUCGAUGGCUAUAUGUGGUACCUAUGAAUUUUUGUACAGCUCCCUACAAGUAGACGACCGACCCUUUAGUUGGAUCCCGUUGGUUUGUAUCCUAUCAAAUGUCAGUGCCAGCAUGUUGGGUAUGGUUCCUUUACCUUGGAUGAUGAUCGGAGAGCUGUUCCCGUUGAAAGUUCGUGGUUUUAUGGGAGGUCUUGUACCGUCGUUAGCAUAUUUUUUCAUAUUUAUCACGGUAAAAAUAUCUCCCGCCUUGAUGACAGCCCUGGAAACAGACGAAAUCAUGUGGUUAUUUGCCGGCGCGGCCGGUCUGGCAACGUGCUUUAUCGCCGUUUUCUUGCCGGAGACUAGAGGUAAAAGUUUAAUGCAAGUAGAAAAACUGUUCAGCAAGGACAAGACGGAGAAUACAGAAAAAUUAGAAGAAAGUUUCAAAUCCAAAGAGCAGUUGUAUUCAAUCAGUACGGUAGUCGACGUACGUCCCAAAUAGCACAUGAAUGGUCAGAAACAAAGAAGUCCUUAACGCAAAAUGUUUGGUAACAUUCUACCUAUGGCUGUGGUUAGUAUUAGUCUAUGAAAGAUAUAUAUAGAGAGAGAGAGCAAUAGAAAACUACACCUACAGCAAGUUUUCGUCAAAAGGCGUAUAACCGUCAUUCCACGGAGAGAUGUACCCAUACGCAUGUCUUCUAUUUUAAAAUAACCAGAACGUGUUUAUCACAUCUUUCCACCAAGGUUGACACAUCAUGUGUUUACGUGAACUUCUAAUCUGUGUAUAACGAUUUCGACGUGUCAAUUUGAAGACAAAUAUGCCCGUAAAUUUCUGAAGACAUUUUUUUUUACCAUAAACAAUAAUACUGUCGAACAAAAGCACAGAGUAUAGUAUUUCCUAACACGAACCCGCUAUUUUCUAAUGCAGCGCACAAAAUUAUUGUACAACCAAUUUUCACUCAUAGUUUGUACAACAGCUCAUUAACUGUGAAAAUAAAGUCCAAUUUUAAUAACAUUUUAUUAGACCAAUCUUACAAUUAUUAUCUUAUUUAAUAUUUAUAAUUAUUUAUCGAUUUAUUUAUUAAAUAACAAUAGUGUCUGAAUUGUAAAUACAACCAACAUGUGAUAUUAUUUUAUUUUAU